Messenger RNA from Oryzias melastigma (Indian medaka), 3596 nucleotides. It is a transcript of the gene hspa12a, whose product is annotated as heat shock protein 12A. The record is from RefSeq and is a predicted model, not a curated record. Lineage: Eukaryota; Metazoa; Chordata; Actinopteri; Beloniformes; Adrianichthyidae.
UGCUGCUGCUCUCUCUCAGAAGCCUCGCGCUGCUUCCGCGCGCCUCUCUUACUGCAAAGUCCACGGAGGUUCCGAAGGAGGAGGCUUUUUUUAGGCGGCCAGAAGACUUGGAAAGCGGGAAGAUUGCCUGGUGCAGCUGCAUCGGAGAGAAGGCUCGGGAGGAGGUCAGACUGCGGGACGCGAUGAGCGAGAAGGACACGGCGACCGACAAGAUCCUAACAGAUGCAAUGGCGAAUCCUUCUCCUGCAAAGAGCAUCGGUGACCCUGGCAUCACCCCCCUGUCUCCAUCUCACAUUCAGCAGAACGAUUCGGACCAGGUGCAGUCAGGGCCGUCCUUUGUGGUGGUGGUGGCCAUUGACUUCGGCACAACAUCCAGCGGAUAUGCUUACGCCUUCACCAAGGAGCCCGAGUGCAUUCACACCAUGAGGCGCUGGGAGGGUGGAGACCCCGGCGUGUCCAAUCAGAAGACUCCGACCACCAUCCUGCUGACUCCUGACAGGAAGUUCCACAGCUUUGGAUAUGCUGCGCGUGAUUUCUACCACGAUCUGGACCCGAGCGAGUCCAAACAGUGGCUGUACCUGGAAAAAUUUAAAAUGAAGCUCCACACCACUCCGAACCUCAGCAUCAACACUGACCUUCACGCAGCCAAUGGGAAGCGAGUCAAAGCUCUGGACAUCUUUGCAUACGCCCUGGCCUUCUUUAAGGAGCAAGCCUUAAAGGAGCUGAGCGAUCAGACGGGCGGUGACUUUGACAACAACGAUGUGAGGUGGGUGAUCACCGUUCCUGCCAUCUGGAAAAUGCCUGCAAAGCAGUUCAUGAGAGAAGCAGCUUACAAGUCUGGCCUGGUGUCCCGGGAAACCCCGGAGCAGCUCAUCAUUGCCUUGGAGCCAGAGGCAGCGUCGAUCUACUGCCGCAAGCUCCGCCUCCACCAGAUGGUAGACCUGGGCACGUCGACCACCCAGAACGGCUUCAACUCCAACGACAACGCGGGGAGUGGCGUGAGCCAAGCGUCUCCAGCUAAGGAGCAUGUUCGCCGCAACCGACAGAGCCGCACCUUUUUGGUGGAAAAUGUCAUAGGAGAGCUUUGGUCGGAGCUGGAAGAAGGUGACCGUUAUGUGGUUGUGGACUGUGGUGGAGGAACGGUGGACCUGACGGUUCAUCAGAUCCGACUUCCGGAGGGACAUCUGAAAGAGCUCUACAAAGCCUCGGGAGGACCCUACGGCUCCAUCGGCAUUGAUUACGAGUUUGAAAAGUUGCUGAGUAGGAUCUUUGGCCAGGAUUUCAUCGAUCAGUUCAAGAUAAAGAGGCCGGCUGCCUGGGUGGACCUGAUGAUCGCCUUCGAGUCCAGGAAGAGAGCGGCGGCUCCUGACAGAACCAACCCCCUGAACAUCAACCUGCCCUUCUCCUUCAUCGACUAUUACAAGAAGUUUAGGGGUCACAGUGUGGAGCACGCUUUGCGCAAGAGCAAUGUGGACUUUGUUAAAUGGUCGUCUCAGGGGAUGCUGAGGAUGAGUCCAGACGCCAUGAAUUCCCUCUUCAAGCCCACCAUAGACCACAUCAUUCAACACCUCACUGAGCUCUUUGAGAAGCCGGAGGUGUGCGACAUCAAGUUCCUCUUCCUGGUUGGAGGUUUUGCUGAGUCGCCCUUGCUGCAGCAGGCCGUGCAGAACAUGCUCCAGGGCCGCUGCAGAAUCAUCAUCCCUCACGACGUCGGCCUUACCAUCCUCAAAGGCGCCGUGCUGUUCGGCCUCGACCCCAGCGUCAUCAAGGUCCGCCGCUCCCCGCUGACCUACGGGGUCGGCGUCCUCAACCGCUUCGUGGAGGGUAAGCACCCGCCGGAGAAACUGCUGGUGAAGGACGGGACGCGCUGGUGCACCGACGUGUUCGACACCUUCAUCGCCGCCGACCAGUCUGUGGCGUUGGGUGAGCUGGUCAAGCGGAGCUACACGCCAGCGAAGCCUUCCCAGCAGGUCAUCGUCAUCCAUAUCUACUGCUCCGAAAAGGAGAGCGUGAGCUUCAUCAGCGAGCCUGGGGUCAGGAAGUGCGGGACUCUGCGCUUGGAUGUGAGUGGAACAGAAAGCACAGCGCAGCGCCGUGAGAUCCAGACACUCAUGCAGUUCGGUGACACUGAGAUCCGGGCCAUGGCGGUGGACGUCUCCACCGGACGCACCGUCAAAGCUGGCAUUGACUUCCUCAGCCACUAAGUACGCCUUCAGAAAGAUUCUGUUCCCGAGGGAAACCAUGCAGCUUACACUCAAACACAGGAACUGGUGGUCAUUACUAGGGAUGGGCGAUAUAUCAGAGCCAGUAUCGGUAUUGGACGAUAUUUGCAUCAUUUUAGAUUAUCCGUAUUGGUCCGAUAUCAAAAUUUCCACCGCUAUACUCCACCGAUAUUUCUCUUUUACUUUGACCGGGGGUUACAGUCCUUGUUUAGCACUGGUGUUCUCCCCUCCCCCCUGUACGUCUUACGCUAGACGGGGGAGGGGUCCCAGCAUGCUUUUGGCUGUUCAAGCAACACGAUAGCUGCGAUUCCAUUGACUCUGAAAUUUUGAAAAUUGGAUUUUUGAUAAUAAAUUAUCCUAAUGGAAAGAUCACAAUAAAAAAACUUGCAUUCUUAAAAAUAAAAAGUUUUUGCGCUUAGAGGAGGUGGUUUUCGGGGAGUGUUGAAAUAGACAUUUUUAGCAAAACUGUAAUGGAAACACUGUUAUUCGCACUCCCAACUCGUCAAAUAUGGACGAAUGGUUCGAGCCUCCUCCACAUCACUUUUUGACAAUUAGGGUAACUCCAACUCGCCAUUUUUGGACCACAUCCACCUGUCUUGCCCUCUGGUUGACAAAAAGGAGCUGCUUGGACUGGUAGCUAUGUUAAAAACAAAGCUAGCAGACCGCUAGAUGUUAUAUUACUAAUAAAGAAAAAGAAAAGGAAAUCUCUAAACUUUAUUCUAGACUAGGGGUCGGCAACUUUAACGGUAAAAGAGCCGUUAGGACUCGUUUUCUCCUGAUCAAAACCCAGAAGGAGCUGUUUAGUCUUACUUCAACCUUUAAUAAAUUUGGAUUUGCGUUCAUGACCUUCUUUUUAUUAAUAAUAAAUAUGAAUGAUGUCUAUAUUUGUGGCACGAACAAAAGCAAAAAUAUAAAAAAUAAUAUAGAGUCUCUAAAAAUGUGUUUUUUUUUUAAUACUUAAUUUUAAAAUAAAAAAUGCUCUGUGCCAAACAGGAUCAUCUCAGUUCAGCUCUGGGCAGUUAUUAACCAGUGUUGUGCAGUAUAAGAUAACAUGUGCUUUUAACUCAUAAAAGAACAAACAUUUUUCCAAAGUUUUGCUUUGAAUAUAAAAUGUGUUCAUUCCGAAGGUAGCUUUGAGAAAACAAGACAUCUUCAGGUCAACAUCAAUGUAAAAACCUACAAUUUAUAAUUUUAACUAAUCUAAAUUAAAUGAAUUCUAAUUAUAUAAUCCUUACUUAAAAUAAUAGCUAUUUUCGUUUUUUUUGUUUUCUUUUUUUUGUUUGUUUGUUUUUUUCCUCUCUUAUACUGCUGGGUUUUGUUAUUUUAGUUUGGGGUUGGACCUUGCUAGUCUUUUGCGGACUUUGUUUUUUUGUU